Mycena citricolor is the source of this 2958-nucleotide messenger RNA. Lineage: Eukaryota; Fungi; Basidiomycota; Agaricomycetes; Agaricales; Mycenaceae. The record is from the annotation of a GenBank genome assembly.
AUGUCGGCCAAUCUCCCAUCCAUACCCCUGCUAAACGACGACCAGAAGCUCGCAAGCGAUGGAUCAAACUGGGCGACCUUCAAAGAAGUCAUGGUCAGCAUGGCUCGAGGGCGCGGUUUAGACGGUUACCUGUUUGGAACCGUGCUCGAGCCAGCGGGAUUUGUUGCGAACAACCUGGGCCCCUCCUCGCUCAACGCCACCAUGCCAUCCCCAGACGAGUACACCCUGCGUGACGGAUGGGUUGCAGCACUUCUCUUCCAAAACAUCAAGGACCCACGUGCGCACGAUCUGAAGGGGACGGACCAAGCCUCGAUGAUAUGGUCGACAUUGGUCCACAAGUUCAACCGGAGUACCGAGCUCCUUGUCGGUCUGAAGAUGGAGAGACUUCGCACCCUCACGCUGAAAGACCCACGUUACCUCAUGACCCACAUCGACGAGCUCGUGAAACGACGUGCCGAGGUCCACGACAUCGGGGGAACCGUUCCCGAUCCCAUGAUGUGCACGAUCAUCCUGACGUCGUUGCCAAAGGAGGAGUUUGGCACCGCGUUGAUUGCCCUCCAAGUGCACUCCGUUGUCGCGCAUCUAGUCCAACACCUGCGAGAAUGGUGGGACUUAGUGUGGAAGAAACGGAUGGAGGAAGAGGGAAAUGGAGCUACCGCUAAUGCGCUCGCCGUCGGAGUCAAUGCCACCGGGUGCGAGAACUGUGGGGUCCGAGGACACGAUCAGAGAGGGUGCUGGGCAAGGGGAGGUGGAAAAGAAGGACAGGCACCUGGGUGGUGGAAACCUCCUCGGGGAAAGGAGCCAAGUCCGGACCUUGUCAAUGCCCAUCGAAAUGCGAAGGAGUCGCGCCGCUUCCAAUCCCAGCAAGCUCCAAGUCCCACUGCAGCGUUCACAAACCCGAUGACCACAUAUGUCUUGGCCGCGAAAACUGCGGACGAUGGUACGUUGCUGCGCACGGGUGAUCCACCGCAAGCAUCUGACACCCCGUUCAGAACUGGACGUCGACGGGAAACUGUUACCGUUCUGAAUGGGGAGGUCAGGUGGGAAGAGGAACCCGUAGCGUACGCAGCUUUGUCAGUACAUGAGAGCAACAAUUUGAUCCCGACCUUCCUGGAUUCGGGAGCAUCAGAGCAUUGCGUUGUCAAGCGAUCGUGGUUUGUGACGUACCAGGAAGUGGAAGGGGUGGAAGGGCAAACGGCAGUCAAGGCCGGAGGUCGUUUUCAAAUCAGCGGAAGGGGAGACGUCGAAAUGUGUGUGCGCCUGGAGAACGGGGAGGACCGACGAAUCCGGUUUAGCGCAAUCCAUACGCCCGAUUUCGGAAUGAACUUGAUUUCGAUUCCGAUGCUGGACAAACGAGGAUUCCAAGGCUCGUGGGGACAAGGCGUGCUGAACGUGAUUGACCAGGAGGGGACGGUGGUGAUUAGUGGGCGAAUGGCACCGGAACGCAAAGGCGGGCGAUCCCUAUACAGCGUCCAGGUGGUCGAUGAUGGCAGGCUGGGCAAAGUUACGAUUGCGAUCGCCGGAAGGGAUCGUCGACAACCAACUAGUCUGGAGAACUGGCAUCGACGCAUGGGGCACGCAGAUAUCAGGGCAAUCCGGUCGUUGCGAGCGGCGAACCAUGUCGACGGUCUCGAUGUCACCGACAGCACUGUCAGGGGGAUGUGUAACGACUGUAUCCUCGGGAAGCACGAUCGAACCCCAUUCAAUGACGAAGUGACCCACGAGAGUGAGCCACUGGAACGAGUCCACUUGGACUUGUGGGGACGAGCUCGAACGCCAAGCUGGGGCCAUGCCGUAUAUCUGCUGCUUGUCUCGGAUGGGGGCACCAGCAUGAAGUUCCCGUUGUUUCUGUCAGACAAACGUCAAGAAACUGUCUUGAAGGCAUUCUCGUCAUGGCUCACCGAGGCUGAAGUGCAAACCGAGCGGAAGCUGAAGACCCUCCGAGUCGACCUGGGCAGCGAGUUUGAUAACGACAUGUUCACGGGUUUUUGCCGAGAGCGGGGGAUCGUUGUCGAACGGGUUCCAAAAGCGUCGUCCGCUGCUCACGGUCACGCAGAACGGGGAAAUCGCACAGUCAUUGCAGGGGCACGUACGCAACUGAUCGAGUCUGGGUUAGAUCAUCGGUUUUGGGCAGAGGCGACAGCGGCGCACUGCUAUGUCCGAAGCUUCAUUCCAUCUGCACGGCAUCCACGGUCGGUCCCAUGGGUUCGCUGGUUCAGGAAGAAGAAUGAGCGCGGAGAAUUUGUCCGACCGAAUAUAUUGCACCUUCGAGUGUGGGGGAGCAAGUGCUGGGUCAAAGACCUCGACAACCUGGAAGGCAAGCUGGGAGCUCAGGGUUGGGAGGGGCGUAUGGUCGGUUACAUGGGAAGACGCGGAUACCGGAUCUACGACCCAAAACGAAUGAAGGUGUAUGAAGUGCGCAACGUAAUCUUCGAGGAAGGGGAGCCGCACCGAACCGAAGGCGUGGAACCAUCGGACGAACCUGGAAACGUACUUCAGACAGAAGAAGAUGAGGUAAACAAGGAGGUGGACGAACCAGGAGACGAGCCGGUGGAAAACCCCCAAGAAACAGUGACCCCGACAGGAGAGGAGCGACUCGAAGGCCGGGAGCGAUCCGAAGUGAACGAACACAGUGGGCCGCCACCACUGCCGCGACGAAGCAAGCGAGUGCCAAAACCGAGUAGGCGGGGGCUCGAAAGUCUAGUGGCGCAGCAGGCAGAAGAAGAAGCGAGACGAGCUCAAGAAGACUGGGCACGGGACUCAAUAAGGCCGGCGGCAAACUGGGUGGACCGCGACAAAAGGAAAGCUACCACGAAGUGGGGCCGAGGCAUUGAGGGAGCCGGAAAUUUGGGGACCACCGAUGAGAGCCGAGAUGGACCAGAUGAAAGCGAAAGGAGUAUGGAGGCUGGUGGACUUGCCGGAGGGAGAAAGGGCGCUGGACGGAAUGUGGGUUUUUGA